CUUUUCUCUUUUUCUUCCUGUAUAUACAUAUCAUGUCUUAUUUUCGUUGUCCUGGUUCUUCUUCACUUGUGAGUGAAGCCAGCCUAUAUAGUUAUCAACCUAUUCCAGGCUUAGACGAAAGCCAACUCUCAGCUGACGAAAGUGAAGAAGGCGAACAAGAACCAAAAACCAUGUUAUAUACAGACAAUAAGCGAUGCUGGAUAUGCUUUGGUGAAGAGACAGACUCAGAAGGCAAAUGGGUCUAUCCUUGUCACUGCUCGCUUAUAAGUCAUGAGCAGUGUUUACUUGACUGGAUCGCCGAAACUCAAAAAAUCACACCUUUAAAGAAAGUCGCUUGUCCUCAAUGCUCUACUCGCUAUGUUUUAUCUGAAUCUCAUAGUUUUCCUUUAGCUUUCAUGAGCAUAGUGGAUAACCUAGUGCAUGUUGCUGCACCCUAUCUGACAGUGCUUGGUCUGGGUUGUUCCAUGUUAAUUACAUCCAGUACAUUAGGUGCUCAUAGUAUUCUGACCGUCUUUGGCACAAAAGAAGGCGAGCGAUUGAUUGGUAAUCCAGCCUAUUGGACAUGGCGAACAUGGUUAGGACUGCCUUCCAUUCCUGUUGCCCUGAUUGCAGCACGUACAAAAUGGGCAGACAAGGUGUUACCUGUCGCGGCUCUUUUGUUACUCAAAAUGACGGGUGUUUCGUAUCCGCUUAAGAUCAUAUGGCCUCCUUCGCCCGCUGUCAUGUUUGGUUUGUUACCUUGGGUGAGGCUAUUGUAUAACAACCUGUAUUCAUUCGUACAAAAAAGACUGUCAAAAAGACUCGUGCGUUCUCAGGAUCUGCCAAGAAGAAGAAACCAAGUAAUAGAAGAUAUGGACAGUAUAGAAGACAAUCAAGCAAGAGAUGUGGAUCAAGAUACCGAUAUUCUGUUUAAUAGAGAAGGAAGAGACAUGAGUGUGACUGUCAUUGGAGCCCUGCUAUGGCCAACCAUCAGUAGUAUAGUGGGAGGGUAAGCCAUGAUUGACUUGACCGUGGUAUUGAUGACACCGUUUUAGGUAUCUGGGUCAUUCCAAGUGGAUUCGUUAUUAUUUUCCCGAACAUUUUCAGCGAAAUGUCUUGGGAGGAUGUUUAUUUGUUCUGGCAAAGGAUAUUGCUAGUCUGUAUUACAAGUAUGAGCGUAUUCGUCGUAGAAAGACGCGCCGUAUUGUGAAUUACAAUGAGAGAAAGCUUAAAAGAUAAAAAGUGGAUUACUUACAUAAUAUAAAGGUGACUUGUGGUUUUUUAAAA
Gilbertella persicaria is the source of this 1266-nucleotide messenger RNA. RefSeq lists its product as uncharacterized. Bases 33 to 992 code for a protein of 319 amino acids. The record is from RefSeq and is a predicted model, not a curated record. Gene Ontology annotation, molecular function: zinc ion binding. The transcript has 2 exons. NCBI's taxonomy places the organism in Eukaryota, Fungi, Mucoromycota, Mucoromycetes, Mucorales, Choanephoraceae.